UCACCGCCCCGCUGCUGCCGGGGCCGGCUCCGCUCCGCUCCGCUCCCGAGCCUGGGGAGGCCGGUCCCCAGCCCCGGCAGGAUGAAGGGCAGAGAGAGAGCAGGCUGAGAAGGGGACGGUGUCUUUUUGGGGCCGGCACGCGGGUCAGCAUCAUCUGCUCCCCUCCACGACCCUUGAGCAAACCCCGCCAAGCCUCACAGUGAAUUUGGGACCGGAGGGGUGAGGAGCCGCUCUCAGAGGCAGAAGGAUCUUUUCCUGCCCAUCGGGAUUGGGGCAGCAUCACCCGCUCCCAUCGCCAUGGCCUCCCCGGAGGGGCUGCAGUACCGGGCGCUCUACGAGUACCAGAAGGGCCGGGAGGAGGACCUGGCGCUGAGCCCCGGGGACGUGCUGACGGUCAGCAGGGCCUCGCUGCUGGCUGCCCCCGACUACAAGGACGGGGACGAGCGCAGCCCCCAGGGCUGGCUGCACGGCCUCAACGAGCGCACCAAGGAGCGCGGAGACUUCCCCGGCACCUACGUGGAGUACCUGGGCCCCGUGCGCAUCGCUGCCACCGCCGCCAAGGCCAAGCCACGACCCUUGCCCCCGCCGCCCGCCGGGACCCCCGUGCCCACCGGCCAGCCCUGGGCAGGGCUCCCCGGGCAGGCAGAGCACAGCGAGCAGCCGACCCUCCCCGAGCAGGCGCUGACGACCGUGGCCAGGCUCAUCGAGGCGCUGGAAAAGCAAGGUCUCGACAGCGAGGUGCUCUACACAUCGGCCCCCGGCGCACAGGGUGAUGCUGAGCUGAAGCAGACUCUGCUGGCGGACCCCUCGGCCGUGGACAUGGACCUCUACGAUGCCCAGACGCUGGCCGAGACCCUCAGGUGGUACCUCCAGGAGCUGCCAGCCCCUCUCAUCCCCCCCACUGUCUGCACCGACUUGCUCCACAUGGCUCAAGAGACCCCGGGCCUGGAGGAGUGUGGCCAGCGAGCCCGAGCCCUGCUGGCCCCCCCGGCCCUGCCGCAGCCCCAUGUGCUGCUGCUGCAGGAUCUGGCCCAACACCUCGGCCGCCUCUGCCAGGGCUCCCGCAAGAACCGGCUGUCGGCACGGCUCCUCGGGGAGCUCUUCGGGGAGCUGCUCCUCCGCCCCGCUCCCUCCAGCACCGAGGCGAGCCCCGAGCUCUGUGCGAGGAUCCUCGAGUCCCUCAUCGUGGCCAGCGAGGCGGCGGAGGUGCCGGCAGCCCCCGCUCGAAGGGAGGCGGGCUGCCGCCCGCGGAGCCCCCGGGAGCUGCCCGCCGCAAUGUACAACACGGUGUGGGAUAUGGACCGCGAUGACACGGACUGGAGGGAAGUGAUGAUGCCCUAUUCCACCGAGCUGAUAUUUUAUAUAGAGAUGGACCCCCCAGCUCUUCCUCCAAAGCCCCCCAAACCGAUGACUCCGGUCAAUACAAAUGGAAUAAAGGACAAUUCCAGUUUCUCUCUGCAGGAAGCAGAGUGGUACUGGGGGGACAUCUCAAGGGAAGAAGUAAAUGACAAAUUACGAGACAUGCCAGACGGAACAUUCCUGGUGCGCGAUGCAUCGACCAAGAUGCAGGGAGACUACACUCUGACGUUACGGAAGGGUGGCAACAAUAAACUGAUAAAGAUCUAUCAUCGGGAUGGAAAAUACGGCUUUUCUGAUCCACUGACAUUUAAUUCAGUUGUGGAACUGAUUAACCACUACCGCAAUGAGUCUCUUGCUCAGUAUAACCCGAAGCUUGAUGUGAAGUUGAUGUAUCCAGUGUCCCGGUACCAACAGGAUCAGUUGGUGAAAGAAGAUAACAUAGACGCAGUAGGUAAAAAGCUUCAAGAAUACCAUGCUCAGUAUCAGGAAAAGAGUAAAGAGUACGACAAAUUGUACGAAGAAUACACCAGAACAUCACAGGAAAUUCAGAUGAAGAGGACCGCAAUUGAGGCGUUUAAUGAAACUAUUAAGAUAUUUGAGGAACAGUGCCACUCCCAAGAGCGAUACAGCAAAGAAUACAUUGAGCGAUUUCGCAGAGAGGGGAAUGACAAAGAAAUUGAACGGAUAAUGAUGAACUAUGAAAAAUUAAAAUCACGGCUGGGUGAGAUCCAUGACAGUAAAAUGCGUCUGGAACAGGAUUUGAAGAAGCAAGCUCUGGACAACAGGGAGACUGAUAAGAAAAUGAACAGUAUCAAGCCUGACCUAAUCCAGCUCCGCAAAAUCAGAGAUCAGUAUCUUGUAUGGCUCAAUCACAAAGGGGUGAGACAGAGGCGAAUAAACGACUGGCUGGGGAUCAAAAAUGAAAACAUUGAUGACACAUACUUUGUGAAUGAAGAAGAUGAGAACCUGCCACAUCAUGACGAGAAAACUUGGUUUGUUGGGGAUCUCAACCGCAUCCAAGCAGAAGACUUGCUCUGCGGGAAACCUGAUGGAGCAUUUUUAAUUCGAGAGAGUAGCAAGAAAGGAUGUUAUGCUUGUUCUGUGGUAGCUGAUGGAGAAGUGAAACACUGUGUGAUCUACAGCACUCCAAGAGGUUACGGGUUUGCAGAACCAUAUAACCUGUACAGCACGCUUAAGGAUUUGGUUCUUCAUUACCAGCAGACGUCCCUUGUCCAACACAACGAUUCCUUAAAUGUCAGGCUUGCCUACCCUGUCUACGCACAGAUGCCCCCCUCUCUUUGCAGAUAAAUUUUGGGGAGGAGGAAAGUGUUGGCUAUCUUGGAUUCUUUUCUACGAUUUUUAUUAGAACUUGGAGGGCAUUCUUUCUCCUUAGACUGCUUGUUUUGCACAAGAAGUGAUUCUGUGAAUGUGAAUCAAAAAGAGGCCUAGCAGCAACAAGACGACAACUUGGGUGUAGGUGUCCUGGUGCUACCUUAAAAGCUCAGCUGUGCUUUUACACUGAUACUUGUGUUUCCUUAUGAGGGGAAUAAACUCAACAAAAUGCAUACAAAAAUACUGGAAGCAAAACAUUGUUUUCUGGAGAUAAUUUUUUGCCAGGCACCUUCAGUGGAACUUCUAAUUGGAUUUUGUUUUCUCUUGUUCUAGCAGAGGCGAUUCGAAGCCUCUGCUCGAGGCAUCAGUAACGUCUUUCAGUCUUAAACUCCCAAGACACUAGGGGGGAAACUCUACCACAGCAAUUCUUCUCUGUUAAUUUUAGCAGCUUCACUGCGAUUCAGCCGAACUUCCAAAAGAGGGCUUGUCUUGAGGUAGCGUGGAAUUUGGUGAGAGAAGACCAAAGGAAUUACAGGAAAGCUUCAGGUUUUUAUUUAAAUGGAAAAAUGCUUGUAAAGAAAAGUCGCUUUAUUUUUUUGCCAACAGUGACAAAGUUUUGGUUUCAAUGGCACUACAGGUCUUCACUUAAAGGAAACGUUUAUAACCAAAUUGAACACACCAAAACUUUGUUUGUUGCUAGAUUGAGCACUUACGGGGAAGGUUGCGUUAGCAUCCGCACAUACUUUCUACACCAAAACUUGAAACAAAUAAAAGGAAAAGCUAAAACAUUGUGUGGCUUCAAAACACUAAAUUUGUCUGAUCUGAUGUAACUGCUCACUCUCCUCUUUUCCUCCUCCCCCCCCUUCCUCCCGUUCCUCAGCUUGGGAUUCUGUUUCCAGUUUUUAAAGAUGCUUCAGAAUGUAAACUAGAACGAAGCUUGCACUCACGUGUUGCUGUUCUCUUGCUGAACAAGGACAGACUCUCGUAAUGCUUGAUUUUGAUAUAAAAGAGGUAGGUGCAAUCUAAUGCUUCUGGAUGGCUUACUGUACCAAAUUAUUUCCUGAGGAGUAGCCACUUCUGGCUGUAUAGAAGUGUGUGAGCUAAUUAUAGAUCUCCUCUGAUUUGUUCUUUGCAAGCUAGACUCUGAACUUCCACACCACUGCCGCCAAGCAAGAUUUUACACCGGUGCAAUCUCAAUUCCCUUGUAGUUGUUUUGGACAUAGUGCAAAAUGGGAAGGAAAGGGCGCUGUGCUCCUCGAUUACUGGGUGUCUGGUACCAUCCUUUGGCGAGGGCUGCUGUCAGAUACUGGAGUAGGUAGUCCUGGGCUUUGUCAAGUGUAACAAUCAUCCGAUAAAUCCCCUCCCUGGAAAGUAUACAGAGCAGCUUAUUUCCAUUCCUUAAGCUUCUGAAAUGAAAAAGAGCUAAGUUUGGCAAACUGAGCUGCUUGGCAUCAAAGCAUAACUGGCAAAUUAAUUGUUCAGUGCGCAACCUUGAAAGUUACUUUUGUUCCCAUUACUGGAAGCGGUUCCCUUGAAAUGCACCCAUUGUACAGGACAGGAAGCAGACAGUCGCACGGAUCUGAGAAUGUUCUAGACCUGUUUCUGACCCUGUGGCUAAUUUCCUGUUUAAACGUGGGUUUUCUGUAAUGCCUGGGGAGGAAUGCCAGGCUUGUUGGUGUCUAAUGUUUACACUAGAAGUAUUAUUUAGCUGAAUGUCAUGAAUUUGCAAGCAGGGAAACGACAAGCCUGGAGCACUGAUAGCCGUUGCAAGGAGGGGAGUCCAGGUGCCUGGCGUGCCCGUGAGAUGUUUUAUUUUGCACUAAUGACCCCGACGCUUCCCAGGCACUUUCCGAUCAGCCGGAGUGCAGUCUGCUGGUGAGGAGCUCUGUAGAUGCCACUUUUCCAUGAAAUGAAACACCACAAGAUUUAACCAAAGCUUGGAAAGCGAGAAGAAAGCUCGUGCAAGCUGCUGUGUCAGAGUGACCUGCAUCUGCUCGUGUGCCCCUUCUGUCCCACUUGCACAAGAAAAGGAAAAAAAAAAAAAAACAAAAAAAAACAGAGGUAGCCUUUGCUUGUAGUGAAAAUCUGGAAUGGAUUCCUCUGUUGUGUGUAGAUGUGGAAAUUUUUCUUUUUAAAGACCCUUGCCCUACCUCUUGGAGAAUUUGCGGUUCUAAUCUGGUAGCUGUAAAGCCAUCGCUUUCGCACCCGUGGGCACCUGGCGUUCCCGUGGUGCUGGGCUCGGCCCAAGUGCCCGGUGAGGGAAAGCAGUUCAGAGGCACAAGUGACAGCCAGGUGCCUAAUUCCUGUGGAAAAUCUGUGCGCGAGGAGCACCCGUUUUCUGUGCCUCUGGGAUCUCCUCUUACCCUGUUAACAUUUGAAGCUGGUGGGACAUAAAUUUCUGAUCCCUGCUCUUGUGAGAGGGACACUGGCUGAAGCACUUCUCAUCUGCCACGUUUUUAGAUAGCGAUCGGGCUUGGCUUUGGUUUAGACAAGCACAGGUCUGCUUCCAAGCUCGUAAAUCCCGGCACACCCUCGCGGUACUGACAGCGGCGGGGUAGGGAAGCGGGGCUGCCUGAGGUUUCCCCGCAGAGGAAUCCCACUGAUGCUGUGAGGUCUCGGUGCAGGCUCCGGCCCUGGCCGUGCCAACGUAAACACCGAGUAAUUCCGCUGGCGUCUGGCGGUGCCUCGGCCGCGCAGUGGUGUGAGCGAGUUCAGGCUCUGGCCCCUCUCCCCGAGAUCUCUCCCCUAAUGGCAGGUGAUGGAUUCGCUGCGAACAACGUGCUCAGAGCCAAAAGCCAUCCCGAAGUAUUUCUGAAAGGCUGCUCUGCCCAGGCCUCCGAACCAGGGCAGGUGGAGCCCACGCUGCGUGCACUCGGCUCCUUUGCCCUCCGCAGCCUUGCUGAGGGUUUGUUUUGCCUCUGCACAUUUCCACAUUUGCUUUAGGCACCUGAGGUCGCAGCCACCGGCGUUGCUGCCCUCGACCCUCACGUGCCAUUGCACAGACUCCUUUCGCGUCCGCUUUGCACUCAUAUGGCAAGUGAAAUGGGCACAAAACCGCCCGGCACGGGCAGCUGCUGUCAUCCGCGGGGCGAGGGCUGGGUCCUGCUGCUUCGGUGUGCUCAGCCUCCAGCAGCACCGGGACGGGGAGAAAACCCCUCGCAUCCCGCUGCGGGGUGCGGGAUUACACCCUAGUGCAAAACCCAGCUGCUAAGCCUAGAACAAAUACAGGAAAUGUGAACGCAGAGGCAAAACAGAGGGACUCGAGGUCUUUUAGAGCAGGAAGGUGCAAGAACGCUUUGGUUUCAGGAGUCGAAAUGUCGGGAGGAAAGGGGGGGAGAGCCCUGCUGGCGUGGCAGCCGCUUUGUGUCAGGCUGCGGGUCACCCUUCGUUGUGUUAACUAUGUAUGUAGAGUUAAUUAAGUAACUUUUGCACAGUGUUAAAGGGGGGGGGGGGGAAUGUUAAAACUCUAAUAUGCACAGUUUCUUCUAAUCUGUUUUGAAGUAUAUUUGCAGGGAUCAGGGGUGAGUCAGUAUUUCGUAUUCGGAUGGAUGGGAAAUCAGGUCGACUUCCACAGUUGCCAUUGGCCCCGUUACGUCAGCCAAGAGUGCCAUGUUUCUGAAGUUAGUAAGUCACAAAUCUUUUCCCACUCGUUUCUUUACUGCUUGAUCUUAGAAUGGAAGGAAGCAGCCUGGAAGCAGAGGGGUGUCUCGACAGACACUCGGGCUGCUGCGCGGUGCUGUGCGAAGCAGCAACUGGUGGCUGCCCGCUGCCCGACGCGGGGAUGCUCCAGAUCUGGGGCUCAUAGUUCUUUUUUUUUUCUUCUUUUUUUUUUAAAUAUAUAAUUCUCAGCUGCUUUGCACCGCUGGUAGUUGCAGUCCAGAGUUCAGAUCCGGUGCAGCCCUCUGUCUUAUGCCAAAACCAAAAUGCUCUUCCCAGCCCCGGCUCUCGGUGUGCCAGAGCAGCGAGAAGUUUUCCAUUUAACGCGCUGGGCCUGAGCCUUUUCUCGCUGACACUCGUGUAAGCAAGAGUCCGACAGCAGAAAGCCACGGCCAGGAAAAGAGCGCCUAUUUAAUCCUACCCAAAUUCAUCGUAGCUGGGCGAAAAGCAGCCUUUGGCCCUUUGCAACGCCAGGCAACUGUAAUGGGGACUGUGGCAGGGCUUGGUGACACGGGGGCUGCCCCGACCCUGGCUCCGCAGCCUCGGGCGGCCGCAGCUGUGCCAGGCAGCAGCAUCACUGCAGCAGUGUCACCGCUUCAGUUUGGAAAAGCCCCUAAUUUGGUACUUGAACAAUCUCUUCUGGUUUUGAAUGUCUCUUUCUUUUUUUUGUUUUUGUUACACUACCAGGGAAUAAAGCUCUGAAACGUUAGUGAGUCUUGUACGUUCGCUGCGCUAUGCAGACACAAAACAGGUACUGGUUGCGGGCAGGGAGGGGUACGAGGCAGGUUUAAAUGCAGCUUUACAAAGCACUACGAUGCGGCCGGUUUGUUUUGUUUCAAAUCAGACUUUUUGGUAUGUGUAGUUCCCUCCUGUUCCUUCGCAACAUCUGCUUUUGGACCAGCAAAGUGACAAAGCCUUCCCAAGGGCGAGCGGUGCAGGGGGGCAGCGGGUCAGGUGCCCCGAUGCAGCACUCCGGGCACGGGGAGUGAGCCCUAAAAAGGGGAAGGGGAGGCACCCUGAAGCUUCAGGAUGCGGUGACAUCCCGAAUCUCAGCGGCUGAGGCUUCUGCCAAAAGAAAGCGGCGAUGCCAGAGCAGAUCCGCACACGGUGCGCGGCUGGGAGGCGUUGGACGAGCUGGUUGUGCUCCUGCGUGUGCAGGAGAGGCAGGCAGGAAAUUAAUAGAAGUCCGUAUGGCCUCGCUCCUCGCUCCGGCCUGGAAGGAAACUCACCUCACCGAGCCCCUGGUUUUCCUUGGCACACCUCGUGCUGCCAGCAGCAGGGCCCCGCGCCGCCUGCCCAGAUAAACGCAGGCCUGUUCAGCUCGGCCGGCUCAGCACCGAGCAUGUUUGGAUGGGGUGAGAGGAAGUUUGGCCAACAUUUUUGUGAAUCUUGCGUUCUGCGGGCAGAAAUACUUUCCACCAAAUGGGAAGGGAAAAAGAAGGAAAAAAAAAAAAAAUCUCUUUUGAAAUCUUUUCAAUUCCUUCCUGUUUGUUCACGGGGCAGAUAGCGCGCGUUAGCCCCGUGCUGGGGUGCUGGGCUUCGGGGCUGGCUCCAUCCCAUUAACGUGGAAUUUGCAGUUUUUAUUGCCAUCGGCAGAGACUCGCUGUGUUUUGAGACGCGAAUUGCCAUUUGUUCUAAAAUUUGCCUUUACAAAAAUGUAACGUGAGCAU
Messenger RNA from Cygnus olor (mute swan), 8018 nucleotides. RefSeq names its product phosphatidylinositol 3-kinase regulatory subunit gamma. The transcript is spliced from 17 exons. The record is from RefSeq and is a predicted model, not a curated record. Gene Ontology annotation, molecular function: protein binding; 1-phosphatidylinositol-3-kinase regulator activity. Gene Ontology annotation, cellular component: phosphatidylinositol 3-kinase complex. The coding region runs from base 298 to 2667 and encodes 789 amino acids. Gene Ontology annotation, biological process: insulin receptor signaling pathway; phosphatidylinositol phosphate biosynthetic process. Lineage: Eukaryota; Metazoa; Chordata; Aves; Anseriformes; Anatidae.